GCAUCUGCAUCUUUGAGGGAGAUGAUUAAACCUGGAGCCCUAGCUAUCAUAUCCCCCACGGUUGUUGGUUUUCUUUUCCGCAUUUUGGGCUACUACACAGGACAUCCUCUUCUUGGGGCUAAAGUUGUAGCGUCCAUGUUGAUGUUUGCCACGGUUUCUGGUAUUCUUAUGGCUCUUUUCCUCAACACUGCUGGCGGAGCCUGGGAUAAUGCAAAGAAGUACAUAGAAACUGGCGCUCUUGGAGGCAAGGGGAGCGACACCCACAAAGCAGCAGUUACAGGAGACACGGUAGGAGACCCAUUCAAAGAUACAGCCGGGCCUUCUCUGCAUGUACUAAUCAAAAUGCUUGCGACAAUAACCCUUGUGAUGGCACCUAUCUUUCUAUGAGAGUUAAAGUUAAUAGAUUUUUAAUUAUACGGCAUGAAUUUCUAGGAGCUUUUCUAUGUUCAUUGGAUAUUGACGAGAGAUGUAAUUUCCUAGUUAUAAAACGAGAAUACCACAUUUUUUGGCACAUGAAUUCCAACUAUAGGCAACUCUUUUUUAGUUUUAGAUCUCUGAAUUCUCGGUUAAAGCUGUUUCUUUCGCUUCCCAAA
This is a messenger RNA of Nicotiana tabacum (common tobacco), 593 nucleotides long. Lineage: Eukaryota; Viridiplantae; Streptophyta; Magnoliopsida; Solanales; Solanaceae. The record is from RefSeq and is a predicted model, not a curated record.